AUGGCCGUUAUCUUCGGGUGUUGGCCGAAGCGUCCGCGCCAGACCCUGGCUGGCUGCAGAGCCAUCCAGGUCUGCAAUCUUUCUGGCCAGGAGCGCUAUGGGACGAUAAGGAACCUGGUUAUUACAUCGUUUAACCGGGUCCUUAACCGAGCCCUGGACAGCUUAGCGUCCACCCAUCCGCCAAUCCGUCGUCUAUUCCGCAGCUCAUCGCAGACCGGUUUGAGUGCGGUGGAACUCGACCGGCAGCAGCCAAAGACGCUCCAACGCUAUCGCCGCGUAUGGCGGCGGUAUCUAGCCUGGAUGGUACGCGGAGCCCCUCUGACUGACCAAGAGCGCACGGAGAUCCUCGGCCUCCGGUUAGACAAGUAUAAGCAGGAGCAUCUUACCCGGAUCUGGGACACCCUCCAGGCAUACCUGGCUCAUCCGGAAGAAACCCUCGCAGCGGGCCACUUCCUUCAACGAAUGGAGCAAACUAAUACUCGGCAGCAGGCAGUUAAGCGCGCCUAUAAUCGGAACUACAUUAUCUACCACCACUGCCAACUCCCGGGCGGGUACCGCCGCCGUGCGCAAACGGCCGCGGCGAGAGAGCGUGACCCCGACACCAUUGCCACCACCAAUGCGCCGUGGCCAUCGCCGUACAGCCUCCCAAGCUCGAUUGUUAACUCCGACGAAGGCCUCCGGCACUCGACUCCGCGAUCCUCGUGUAGGCGGCAGUGUGUCUACUGUGUGUAUCCCUAUAACUCCACCCUUGUUAUCUCCAGACGCUCAAUCCUCUCAAACCAGUCUGAUGAGGAGGAAGAAGACUUCCUGACCAGUACAGAAUCGCCAAUCCCGUCUAUGGGUAACGGCGCCAACCUGGAUCAAACGAGCCGGAGGGGCGUGCCUCAGCUUCCACCGGAAUAUCAGCGGUGGCUGGAUAAGAUGGUCUUUUCGCUCUGUAUAAGCAGUAUUAGCACUCGUGCUAUCCAGCAGACUGGCAACAAAUUUGACAGCAGUCUAGUUGUACUAACAGCCGUGCUUGCAAUUUACCCUGUCCAUCUCACUGUGGCCGGUCCAUAUAGCUACACCAGCGACCUGGCUGCCAUCCUCUGGAUUUCACGGCUGCUUCUGCUGGAGUAUGCACUGCCCGCCAAGCCAUACCACUUUAUUAAUAACGUGCCGGUCCCCGCAGCGGUGCACUACACCUUUGGAGUCCGGCAUACUUUUUACCCACUGGAGGAGAUUUUACGGCUGACCGCCUAUGGGAUAUACCAGAUGUAUCACGAGAUCCAGCACCUGAUCCACACGACCACAGACUUCUUUAACCGGGAACUCCUGCUGGGCUACGUUGAGGACUUUACACUGGCGGACUUGGUCGACGUGCCCAGUGAGAGACAGAGUGGCUUCUCCUUUCUCGACAUGGCCCCCACCAUGCGCGGCCCACGUGCAUCCCUCUCCUCCUGCUCUGCCAGUAUCCACUGUCUGGUCACCUGGGGCCAGACCAGUCGUGAGAAGGAACUACUCACUAUUAAAUGGCAGAAUACCGCGACAUCCCAGCGGAAUAUCUUUCUCAGCAACGGCCAGGUUAUAAUCAUAACCGAAUAUUACAAGACCCGCCGCCGGACCGUCCGUACCCACCCCGUUGCUCGAUUUCUUCCCUCCGCGUUAGUACCCCCGGAGUCCCGGGCCCGUCGGGAGGCCAAGCAUGAUUACUACUUCUUUGUUAUUCCUUCCUUGCCGGUUUCCCUGCCGCCCCGCAAGUUGACACAUCUUCUACGCCAGUCGACUCAGCCGUUUUUUAACAGUGCCUAUCUAACCACCCUAAGUUAUCGCCAUCUGUCUAUCGCCAUUGCCAAGAAACAUCUCCGCCCCCAGAUAACUGGAUCUAACCUGCAGUCCGCCGAGACAGUCCUCCAUAAUAUCCUUGCCGCCCAGGCCGGUCAUCAUUCCCAUAUCAAUAAUUAG
Aspergillus tanneri is the source of this 1944-nucleotide messenger RNA. RefSeq lists its product as uncharacterized. Lineage: Eukaryota; Fungi; Ascomycota; Eurotiomycetes; Eurotiales; Aspergillaceae. The record is from RefSeq and is a predicted model, not a curated record. The transcript has 9 exons. The coding region runs from base 1 to 1944 and encodes 647 amino acids.